Electrophorus electricus (electric eel) is the source of this 3157-nucleotide messenger RNA. It is a transcript of the gene slc38a5a, whose product is annotated as solute carrier family 38 member 5a. Gene Ontology annotation, cellular component: plasma membrane. Gene Ontology annotation, molecular function: L-glutamine transmembrane transporter activity; glycine transmembrane transporter activity. Gene Ontology annotation, biological process: serine transport; L-glutamine transport; L-histidine transmembrane transport. The record is from RefSeq and is a predicted model, not a curated record. Lineage: Eukaryota; Metazoa; Chordata; Actinopteri; Gymnotiformes; Gymnotidae.
AGCCCGCUUUUUUUUAAUCAAGAAUACUUCCUCACACUUUCGCUCAUGUCCUAGCUCUCAUUCCCUCUCUAUCUUUUUCAUUCUAUCUUCCUUUGUCUAUUUUACCUGCUCUCCUCAGUUAGGUUUUGAAAAGGUGUCCUCCAUCACUAUCACUCUGGGAGAAAAGUAUAUGGGAGCCCAUCAAAUAUUUUGACUAAUGUUCUGAGCACUGAUCUCUAAGAGGAAGAAAGCCUGGAAUGGUAUGAGGUAAAACACACAGCUCCUCCUCACAUAAGCUAAGAAGCCAGUCUGACAGUACAGGAACUCACUAGCCAAAGACUCAAAGCUUGUCAUUAGUGGAGCGUAAUUACUGACAACCGAAUUCAAAACAAUACUUACCAAGACACCAUGGAGCUUCCUAAUAGUCACCACAAAUCUAACAGUGAGAAGAACGCCGGGUUUGAUUCCCUUUCAAACAUGGAAGUGAAUGAGCAUUUCCUACCCCGAAUGGAGGAAAAUGGAAAAACACAUUUUACAGAUUCCGAGGGGAAGACUUCAUUUGGGAUGUCCAUCUUCAAUCUGAGUAAUGCCAUCAUGGGCAGUGGCAUUCUGGGUCUGGCCUAUGCUAUGGCCAACACUGGUAUUGUCCUCUUCCUAAUCUUGCUAAUACUUAUCGCUGUUAUGUCUGCAUAUUCCAUCCACCUGCUCCUGAAGAGUGCCGAUGUGGUUGGCACUCGAGCAUAUGAAAUGUUGGGUUUGAGAGCAUAUGGACAGGCAGGAAAAAUCAUUGCUGCCUGUGUGGUGACCAUUCAUAACAUUGGAGCCAUGUCCACCUACCUCUAUAUUGUGAAGAUUGAGCUGCCCUUUGUUAUAUUGGGUCUCUUAGGUAAAGAAAAAGACUUUGGCGGAUGGUAUGUGGACGGGAAUUACCUGAUCACAAUCGUCAGUGUCUGUGUGAUUUUACCCCUGGCUCUUAUGCGACGGCUAGGGUAUCUUGGUUAUACUAGUGGUGUCUCCCUCUUGUGCAUGGUUUUCUUCCUCAUAUCUGUCAUCUUUAAGAAGUUUGUCAUGGAGUGUCCGCUUAAAAGCAUUGACCCAUAUUCAAACAAUGGAAAUAAGACACUCGAUCCCAGAGUGAUGAGCUCACACAUUAACAGUGACUUCAUGGCCACACCCUUCACCACACUGAUGAGAUCACACAACGACAGUGACUUUAUUCCCAGAUUCAUCCCUGUGAUGAUUAGCUCACAUACAGCUCAUGACUGCCGUGAAGCUAAAAUGUUUACCCUCACCCCAGAGGCUAUAUACAGCAUACCUAUUGUGGCCUUUGCAUUUGUGUGUCACCCUGAGGUUUUACCCAUCUACACAGAGCUCAGAAAACCAACCAAGAAGCGGAUGCAAAACGUGGCUAACAUCUCCAUACUGGCUAUGUUCAUCAUGUACUUACUAACUGCAGUCUUUGGCUACCUCACUUUCUACGGUAAUGUGGAAGAUGAGCUUCUAAAGAGCUACAGUGCAAGUGAUACGCUGAUUUUAUGCGUGCGUCUGGCAGUGCUAGUUGCCGUCACCCUCACUGUUCCUGUUGUUCUGUUCCCGAUUCGCCGAACCAUGCUGCAGCUGUGUUGUCCAAAUAAGCCCUUCUGCUGGGCUACCCACAUCUCCAUGGCCAUAGGCCUGCUUAUUUUCGUCAAUGUACUUGUCAUCUUCGUGCCCAACAUCAAAGACAUCUUUGGCUUCAUUGGGGCCACAACUGCUCCCAGUCUUAUUUUCAUACUGCCUGGAAUAUUCUAUAUCCGACUCAUCCCUCACACCCAAGAGCCAGUGAAGUCUAGGCCAAAGAUCCUGGCAUUUAUGUUUUCAGGGCUGGGCUUCGUCUUCAUGUUCGGGAGCAUCAGCUUAAUCAUACAGAAAUGGAUGACUGGGAAUUCACCAGACAUGAAGGGACACUAAUAGCCCUGAGAAAUGAGACCAGCAGCAUACAGCAGAAGCCAAACCCCAGCCCUGUGAUUGGAUGAACCCAAACAUGUCCUGGCUGCCCACAAUGAAUAAUGCACAGCUUAAUUAGUAUGAGCAUUGGGCCUGCUGGUCUUGUCAGUUGUGGCCAUCUUGGAUACAGAACACGUCUCAGAACGGUCAUCAUUAAUGGAGGCGUUUAUGUACCUCUGAGGAAAGCAUUUUAUACAUUUUAAAUUUGUGUAAAAAUAUGUUUUGGAUAUAAAUAGGCCUAAAUAUAAUUUUAAUAGCAGUUUUAAUAGCCAUUGUAAUAUGAUCUUUUAGGGAAAGAAGUAUAUUUAUACUGAGUUGAUUUAGAUGUUUUCAGUAUCUUUGUAUGAUAACUGAAUCUGAUCUGUUGAUACCACACAAAGAUCUAGAAUACUACAGAGCUAAAAUGUAUUUAUUACAGAACAGCAUGAAGGAUUUUGAAAGAUUAGGAGAGGAAACGAGCAUGUCUGUUCUAUGAAUGAUUUAAUACUUCUUUUUUAUUUUAAUACACAUAGAGCACAAAUUUCCUUUUAUAGCUACAGUAGCAUUUCCUAUUCGGUUUAUUUUUGUGUUUGUUUAAAGAUUAGUUUGUGUUUGUUCAUUUUGUGUUUGUGGUUCAAGGGUUAUUGAAGGUUUCCAGCUAUCUACUUUAGUACAGGAAAUAUUGGGUAACAAUUUGAAGAUUUUUUCACAAUCUACAUAUUUAUAGGACUUAUGAAUUAUUUUGGUACACCAAACAUGCAUUAAUAUGAAGGUUAUCAGCUGCAAGCUGAAGACUCUUUGUGCUAAAACAGAUUUUCUGUUCAAUAUUGUACCCUUCAACCAAUGUGUUGUUGUAUGUCAUGUGUACUUAAAAGAUUUUUUUAACAAAUUUUGCAAUACUUAACAUGAAAAAUACCUCUAUAUGAAUUUAUAGUGUAUAAAUAAUUUAAAGCAGUUUUGCCUACAUUGUAAAAUGUGCCUAAAACCUCUUAUUUGGCUAUUUGUAUAUAUAUUAAAUUUUCUAACCUUUUAUUCAGUAAUGUUGAGCUCAAAAUGAUUAGUCAUGCCCUGUUUUGUGCUUUUCAUUAAAAUCCCAUUUUUGAGUUUUAUCCACUUGCAUCUCACUCUGUGUCUAAAAUGUUACAUGAUUAUAGAAAAGUUCAUUUUGACUAGGUUGUGUCUUAUUGUUUUUAAUGACAUCUUUGAAAAUGAA